Messenger RNA from Alternaria ventricosa, 1146 nucleotides. RefSeq lists its product as uncharacterized. The transcript has 3 exons. The record is from RefSeq and is a predicted model, not a curated record. The coding region runs from base 1 to 1146 and encodes 381 amino acids. Lineage: Eukaryota; Fungi; Ascomycota; Dothideomycetes; Pleosporales; Pleosporaceae.
AUGAGUGAGCACCUACGCGUGAAGUGCAACGAGGCGCUGAAGCAAGAACGCAAGACCGAGCUUCAGCUGGCGGCUGCGCAGACCAAGGUCAAGAAAUUGCGACGCCGCUGCAAGAAGCUGCAAGAGACCUCUGAUGGCGACAAGACCGAAACGGCCGACGCGUUCCUGGCGUUUGCAAAGAACGACUGCCUAGAGUUCUGCAACCAAGUCCACAAGACGUUCCCGCGCGAAAUUCGAGACACCAUCUACAGCUACAUCACUGGUUUCGAGGAUAUCAACAUCGAUUGUGACAAACACGGAAACCUUGAGUAUACCGGAUACGGUUAUCCGGCGUGGGGUCAAGAGCUUUGUCAUGAUCCUGCGUAUGAUGGGACCGAUCACUGGUGGAAGCCCGAAUAUGUGGGCGCAGCGAUGGUCUGCGAACUUGGUGAGAGCUUCUACCGCUCUUCUUGCUUUGUCUUUCAGGGCGAUCUUGCAGCCCUUGGUCCCUUUCGAGCCACAGAUCAAUGGAACCUAGGCUUCUCGCCAGUCGAUUUCGUCUCCAAGGUAGAGGUCAAGAUCAACUGCCAGGACUACAAGUUCAAGAUCACCGACCGCCGCACGCCCACCGAUCUUUCCAUUGAGCCACAUCAUUCUCAAAGUUCCGCGAGGAUGCUUAACAAGAAGAACAUGCGCAUCAAUUCCCCGCUGGAAAAGCUUCUUGUCAAGCUAGAGUCGCUGUUUGGCUUCAGGGCUGGCACCAAGAUCGCCAUCGAACUGCUAUCCCACCAUCCCGGAAAAUUCACCGCACUUGAACAACAGGAAUGGAUGUCGCAUAACGUCGUUCCGGUCAUCUUACCCGUUCUCACUCGACUUAAAGCCACAGGCUGUCGGGUUCGCAUACUCUUAUCGGUCGAUUCUCGCUGGCCCUCCACAACAUUUGCUUCAGCCUGGGAUCAGAUCUGUUUCGAGGCUAUCACAAAGGAGUUUUGGGAGCAUGUCGGAGUUGAACAGAAGCGCAUCACACAAGCUGAGCUUGAUGCUGAACCCCUCGAUGACUCCGAUGAUGGCACGGUUCCUGCAGGCGCUUGGAGUGUCGUCCCUACAUCGACUGCGUGGGAUGAUGCGGGCGAUAUGCAAGCCUGGUCGUUCAAUGGCCCGUCCUGA